Salvelinus sp. IW2-2015 is the source of this 1689-nucleotide messenger RNA. Its product is annotated as apoptosis facilitator Bcl-2-like protein 14. Gene Ontology annotation, biological process: regulation of extrinsic apoptotic signaling pathway. Lineage: Eukaryota; Metazoa; Chordata; Actinopteri; Salmoniformes; Salmonidae. The record is from RefSeq and is a predicted model, not a curated record.
CAGGGUUUUUGUUGAAGAGGUCAUAUUUAGGUAAGGAUAUCUCACCUAGUCAACACGUCGAAAUCAACACAUUUAUCGGGAAGGGAACAGCAAGACAGUUAGUGAAAAAAUUACUAUUAUGCAGGUUACAGAAAAGAAGAUGCCCAAACAGGCCCAGCUGCUCUCUCUUGGCCGCAAGGACACCAGUCACCUCUUGGAAGUGUAUGUGAAGCGCAGCAUCAGUUUAAGUGACGGGACAUGUGAGGACCAGAGGUCACCAACAAAGCCUCGGAAGUGGGUGACACUGUCAGAGAAACGCAGAAGAGUCCACCGGCAUUCUAUUGACUCCUUGGUCACCUUAGGGCCCAGCAAACUUGAAGAGGGCGAUGCCACCAGCACACCACACGACGAGGGCUUUGUUAUACCAAAUGUGGCUCCUGUAGAAAUCCCAGGGCCUGCUGAUAUUCCUGAGAUUGAUGUGUCUACUGAACUGGAGAAUAAGUCUAAAGAGGGAAAGAAGAAGACCAAAAGGCCCUCUCUCUGGAAAAGUUUUCUGGGUUUCUUCUCGAAGAAGGGGAGUGACCAGAAAGAUGAGCAUGAGUCUGGUACAGAGACUGGUGGACAGUCACAAGGAAACAAAUCCAUAAAAAAGCAAUGGCGCUCCAUGAGGAGACUACCUCAGAGAAAAACUAAGAGUGACAGCCUCAGAGGGUCUGUGAGGAGAUCAUCGUCUCGGAACAGGGCCAACACUACAGAAAUAACUGGAGUUGAAUCGGUUGUGAGUGUGGUGCUUACAGACUCGUACUAUGAGAAAGUGUCAGAAGAGCUGGAGAAGAUUGUGUCUGAGGAGAAAGAGACAGACACAGCUUCUACAGAUGAGGACGUCAUCAAAAGGAUAAUUGUUCUGAUGAAGCAGCAAGGAGACGUCAUUAAUAACAAGCUGAAGGAGAACCCCAGCCUGAGCGCUUUCUUCCAGAAGCUGUCCUACAGUACCUUCCAGCAGUUGGCUGAUACGUAUGUGGAGACAGAGACCCCUACAGGCCAGAACCGCCAGACACCACACACUGUUGGGCCCGGGCCCGUCAACGCCCCAGAGCUGGUCAAGCUGGCCUUCACUCUGGACUUCACAGCCAGGGUGGCCUGUCUCUCCAGACAAUCCACAGGACACAUCAUGGGCCUGGGCAAUCGCUACUUAGAGGACCGCUUCACCCAGACACCAGAGGUUAAUCCAGAUCAGACGUUGCAUAACCAGGAUGGUCCUAAUCAUUGAUGCACCACCACAUGCAAAUGAGACCAACUACUGCMGGGGAAAGUAAACAUACUCAGUACUGUAAUAGCACAUGUAGUGUUCCUUGGGACACAAAUAAAACCCAGAGGCAGGUCACCUAGGGAACAUCACAUGACAGCCACUUAUGGUAGUCCUUGUACCAGUAAAUCUACACUAGGUAAUCUAAAUAACUACUAUGUGUACAGGUUAGUAAGUCAAAUAUAUCCACUUCUUACCACUUGUGGUGCAGUCUGUAUUUACUUAUCUGAAUUAGUGAUAGUAAGUACUAUGUAGCCUACUGUAACUGCAUGUACUUGCUACAAGGUACAGGUACACUGGUUAUUUUCCUACAGCAGGGUAUCUUAAUCCUGGUUCUGUGGACUCAAAGGGGUGCACAAUUUUGGUUUUGCCCUAGCAAUACACACCUGAUUCCACUAAUCAAA